Messenger RNA from Schizosaccharomyces cryophilus OY26, 1889 nucleotides. RefSeq lists its product as uncharacterized. The record is from RefSeq and is a predicted model, not a curated record. The transcript has a single exon. Bases 1008 to 1220 code for a protein of 70 amino acids. NCBI's taxonomy places the organism in Eukaryota, Fungi, Ascomycota, Schizosaccharomycetes, Schizosaccharomycetales, Schizosaccharomycetaceae.
UGAAAGUUGAUUUAUUAACUUUUUACUAAAAGUAUAAAAGCAAAGUAUUGUUACCAGACUGAUUUUACUCAUUUUUCGCAAAUUGCUUUCUUCAUUUCCAUGUUCCACCAGACAGUAUGCGAACAGAAGUUCAACUUGAAUUCAGAGAAACACACACGUACUUCGAUUGAAAGGUACAUAAAACAUGCUUUCAAUACAGCGAAGUUCAUCUCCUGUAGAAAUCUUGAGACAUUAUGCAUACUGGAUAGGUCGAGACAGGAUCACUGAACUAGUGUAAGACCAAAUAGAUGUGAGGAAACUUCGCUUGACCACUUUAAAAACUACACGCUCGAGGAAAGAAGUGAGGUUUCGGUAGUACAAACUCAAACAUAUAGAGUUUCGCUACAUCAGAAGUAGUAAACACUAGUAAUAUUAGUAAGAUUGCAGUAGGAUCAAGUUCAGUUCAUGUUCAAAGCGAAAUCUUUUCAAUUAUGUGUUUUCAAUACUCGUAUCAAACGUUCUACUGAGGUUUUUCCAGUUUUAGCUGGUGAGAUCUUCCCAAAUUCAUUUAUACAACCCAAAACGGUAGUAUUCACAGAUCAAUAAAGACGAUGUUUUAUUUAUUUGUUCGUCUCAUUAACUAGCAAAUUCAUCAAUGAAUUGCUGAUAAGUUGCUGAUUUGCUUAUUUCCUUUUUUUAUUAUUUAGGGAUAAACAGGGAAACUAUUCUUAGACAAGAAAAGGGAGUCUAAAACAACUGCUUUUGCUUCACAUCACCCAGAUUGCAUUCCACAUAUCUCUAGAAUCUAGUUUCUUUUUGUUUGUUAGUUUGCUCUUCAAUAAGAACAUUGAAAUUUACUGUCCAACAUGUAGAGCGAUAUUGUGAAAUUGAUUUCGAUCGUUGAAGUAUUCCUUUUCUUCUAUAAUGCGCAUGCUUUAAAGGAUAAACAAAGUUCUCUAGGCCCCAUUGAAUAUGGAUACAAAGGAAAUGAUCAGCUUCUUCGUACACUGCUCCAAGAGCCUAUCUCUAUGUACUCCUUAGAUCACUAUUCCGAGCUUAUUAAUACAAUCGGAAAAUUAGAAAAACACGGCCAGUAUGGUAAUUGCUGGUUCUAUUAUCAAUACAUCAACUCGAACUCGUACUUGGACCCAUCCAACGUUGAAGAUUAUGAGUGGAUUUCUGAUUUGAAGCCAUCUGCGAGAGAAACGAGUAUGAAUUUUGUGAUGUUCUUGAGACUUUAGCUGAGAGUACCAACAGUUGUUCAUUAGCCGGAGUUUAUGCCUCUUAUCGACUCUUGUAUUGUCCAAACAAAGUAAGACUCCCCAAACGAGUUUGGAAUUGAAUUUGAAUAUUUUGGACACGACGGACUUUUCAAGACAAUUUUGAAAGAGCCCAUAUCUAUGGAAACACCUAGAUUGUUAUCCAAAAUUAAAGAAGGCAUUGAACGGGUUACAUCAUUCUAUUCUACACAAACAAUAUGGUGAAGCAUGAUGCUCUAUCAAUACAUUGCCAACAAUUCAAACGUUAAUCCGACUUUCAUCUCGAGCUACGAAUGGAUAACUAAUUUACUUUCUCUUCUAAAUCAAACUGGAUUUACGUUUAGCAAAAUUGGAAACCUUUGCCAAUACAACGGAUAAACAGGAGUUAGCUGAGAUCUACACUUCUUAUUAGGGCCUCGUUGAAGAUUUACAGAAUUUUCAGAUUAAACAGUAGGUUGUUCUCAUUGCUUUAUUUCGCUACUAAUUUUGGAAGCUAUUUUCCUUUCUGUGUGACUUUGAUUCCAAAUGCUUUUUCGCAUUUCGCACUACUAUUUAUAUAUCGAUGCAAUAUAAAUGCUCAUAUAAUGGAAUUAAAAAAAAAAUUAAAUAGUAAAUAAAUAUAUUCGUUUUUUUUAUCUCCAUAGUUUUAAC